AUGCUGCGCCAAUCCCUGCUCGUGAUCUUGCUCACACACAGCAUCCGGACCGCUCAUGUCACCGACUCACCUAAUGUAUUCGACCGGCUUUACCGAAAAUUGGAAAAACUUAACACUCCGGAUAAGUUAUACGAAAAGAUUGAUGAGUUGAAUUCUUUGGAUCCUGAUUGGAGUCAGAUGGAGCUUCUGACUGCUAUGCAGUCCUGGUUGAGUACGAAACAAAUGGAUGGGGUCGUGAAAGAUUUCCAGCGUAUUAAGGCAGAGAAGCAGGCUCAACGAAGGGAUAGGCAAGAGGACAGUGAUCAAGAGUAUGGUGAUAGUGAGUGGAAUGAUGAGGUAGGUGAUGAGAAUGCGUAUUUUGAUAACUUACAUUGA
This is a messenger RNA of Arctia plantaginis, 375 nucleotides long. Lineage: Eukaryota; Metazoa; Arthropoda; Insecta; Lepidoptera; Erebidae. The record is from the annotation of a GenBank genome assembly.